This is a messenger RNA of Phlebotomus papatasi, 1128 nucleotides long. RefSeq names its product protein obstructor-E. The coding region runs from base 221 to 931 and encodes 236 amino acids. Lineage: Eukaryota; Metazoa; Arthropoda; Insecta; Diptera; Psychodidae. The transcript is spliced from 4 exons. Gene Ontology annotation, cellular component: extracellular region. Gene Ontology annotation, molecular function: chitin binding. The record is from RefSeq and is a predicted model, not a curated record.
GCAGUUAGUUCAGUGUAAGUCAAGUCUUUGGUCAGAACGUGAUCCUCGACUCCAAAAACCAACGACAUAUUGCAAAAAUUUUUGCCAGUUAAUUCAUCUCUUCCUAAACUCUCUCCCUCUUUCUUAGUAAAAAAAAAAUAAAACCAAUUAAGUUAUUGACAGUUGUUUUUUUUAAUUAAUUAUUAUUCGUGUUAAUUAGUGAGAGAAAGAGAUUUUAAUUAUGAACAAAUUUACUGUCGUUCUCGCUAUUACUGCAUUGAUUGCUUCAGAAGCCAGUGCUCAGAAUUUCAAAUGCCCUCCUAAAGAUGGUCAGUAUGAGGAUCCCGUUCAGUGUGACAUGUAUUAUGAAUGCGUAGAUGGACAGGCUAUCCAAAAACUCUGCCCCGAUGGCUUGGUCUUCGAUCCAACCAUUAGGAAAAUCAACAAAUGUGAUCAGCCCUUCAAUGUUGACUGCGGAGAUAGGACAGAACUCCAACCACCAAGGGGCAACCACAUAUGUCCCAGGAAAAAUGGAUUCUUCGCUCAUCCUGAUCCAGCAGUCUGCAAUGUUUUCUACAACUGCAUAGAUGGCGAGUACACAGAAAUCACCUGUACAGCUGGUCUGCACUUUGACGAGUACUCUGGGACUUGCGUGUGGCCUGAUACCGCUCAGCGUCAAGGAUGCCAAGACAAGAGCAAGGAACUCAAGGACGGAUUCACAUGCCCCAAGGAUCAGACAGUUGAUUCCUCAGGUCAAACUGUUGCCCAUCCCAAAUAUGCCCACCCCACAGACUGCCAGAGAUUCUACGUCUGCCUCAAUGGUGUAGAACCUCGUGAUCUUGGUUGCCAAGUUGGUGAAGUCUACAAUGAGGAGACACAGCGCUGUGACGCCCCAGAAAAUGUGCCAGGAUGCGAAGACUGGUACGCCACGUCAGACGAGAAGAAGAAUUAAAUGAGAGAAAAUUCUAAAGUGUUAGUCUAUCUUCUGUCUUUGAGAAGAUUUCAAAGAAUACUUGAAAUUUAAACUCUCAACUUUCCUGCCACAAUUUACAAUCAAAACAGACUGUAAAUAUCAAGAAAUGUGUUUAUGAAUGAUUUCAGAAAUUGUCACUUUUUUUUAAUAAUUCCAAUAAAAUAAUAAUAAAAAGA